Entelurus aequoreus (snake pipefish) is the source of this 3250-nucleotide messenger RNA. RefSeq names its product zinc finger protein 771-like. Gene Ontology annotation, biological process: regulation of transcription by RNA polymerase II. The transcript is spliced from 2 exons. Gene Ontology annotation, cellular component: nucleus. Gene Ontology annotation, molecular function: DNA-binding transcription factor activity, RNA polymerase II-specific; RNA polymerase II cis-regulatory region sequence-specific DNA binding. The coding region runs from base 244 to 1803 and encodes 519 amino acids. The record is from RefSeq and is a predicted model, not a curated record. Lineage: Eukaryota; Metazoa; Chordata; Actinopteri; Syngnathiformes; Syngnathidae.
CUGGUGUAGAGACGAGCAACAUAGUGUGGUCUCUAUGUUUGUGGUCAUUCCUGCAUUUAUAGCUUUCUACUUAUUUGUUUAUCGCACGACUAACUACAUUUUGUAAAUUUUUUCGUGUCAGGAUAAACUCGCCUCGGUGAACUGAAGCUUUUCAGGCUAGCUUAGCUCACUAGUUAGCUUAGCUCACUAGUUAGCUUAGCGUGCUAGCCGCGGAAGUUGUCAACACAUCGCUAAUCAGAGAAAAUGUGUAAUGUACAAAUGUUGAGAGUGUUGGUGAAUCAGCGACUAAAUGAGGCUGUGGAAGAAAUAUUUGUAGUGUUGGAAAGAACGAUAGCAGAGUACGAAGAUGAACUUUCCCGAACAAAAGAGGAGAAGGAGCGACAACGUCAACUACUGGACGCUGUUUUCAAGAAGCUGCCGAGAACAGACGGCUUUGAAGAAAAUCUUCCUGAGCAGCAGGAGUGGUCUUCCAGGAUGGAGCAGGAAGAGGCACAGCCAGCGCAAACUAAGGAGGAUGAGGAGUACCCACAACUUAAAGAGGACAUUGAGGAGCCACACCUCAUUCACAUUAAAGAGGAAGAUGAGGAGCCAAUGCCCCAGCAUAUUAAGGGAGAAGGGGAGGAGCCACAAUCCCAGCAAAUUAAAGAAGAAGAUGAUGAGCCACAGCACCCUCACAUUAAAGAGGAGGAAGAUGAGGUGCCAGAUUCCCCUAUGUCAAAGACAAAAAGUCACAGCCCAUCUACCUUAAAAAUUAAGAGGAUGAGCCACAAACCCCCUCAAAAUAAAGAAGAGGAGGAACACAGCAUGAGUCAAGACGAAGAGCAUCUUGAAGGACUGGAGGAGGUUGAUGUCACCAAGAUGCCAUUGACCGUUGUCAUUGUGAAGAGUGAAGAUGAUGAGGGUGAAGGUGAGGAGAAGGGAGAGGCGGAGCCUCCAACUCCACACAUGACAACAGAAGCUGAUGGAGACCACUGUGGAGGAUCACAAGCAGACAAGCUCUUCGCUCCACUAUCAGAUAGUGACGACAUAACGUCACACUCUCUUGAUACUGAUGAUGAAGAAGAUGAUGACACUGAUGAUGAAGACUCUAAAGCUGACAUGACAUGUCACUCUGACAACAAACACUUGAAGUGCUCUUACUGUGACAAAACGUUUAAUCACCGUGGUCAUCUGAAAACACACACGAGAACGCACACUGGAGAAAAACCAUUCAGGUGCUCAGUUUGCAGUAAAAGCUUCUCACGAAAGGCAAGUUUGAAAAUACACACAAGAAUACACACGGGAGAAAAACCAUUCCUGUGCUCAGUUUGUAGUAAAAGAUUCCCUCUAAAGCAACAUUUGAAAGUACACAUGAGAAUGCACACUGGAGAAAAACCAUUCCUGUGUUCAGUUUGUAAUAAAAGAUUCCCUCUCAAGCAACACUUGACGGGACACAUGAGAAUGCACACUGGGGAAAAACCUUUCAUCUGUUCGGUUUGUGGGAAAGGUUUCGUGCGGAAAUUCGAUUUGAAAUUACACACAAAAAUCCACGCCGGAAACAAACCUUUCAAAUGUUCGGUCUGCGGCAAAGGUUUUAUACAAAACAGCGAUCUGAAAUUACACAUGAGAACGCACACCGGAGACAAACCCUUCAUGUGUUUAGUUUGUAAUAAGAGAUUCACUCAGAAAGGAAAUUUAAUGACACACACGAGAACACACACCGGAGAGAAAGUGUUGAGUUGCAGUGUGUGUGAUGAAAAAUUCUCAUAUAAGUACCAGUUUAAGAAACACACGUGUGCUGGUGAGAACAGCAGCAGCAAAUGAAGAUGCAGGAUUUGAAAUAAACUGUCAAAACUUUAACUUUGACUUUCUAACAUCAGCACAUGUGACAUGUGUGACAUCAUUGUGUAGGGAACACAAUCUUGUUAAUAUGAUUUUAACAUUUAUCGAUUAGAUUUGCUAGACCACUGCUUGUAUGUGUAUGUAUGUAUGUAUGUAUAUUUAUGUACAAUUGUCCUUGAAAAGGUGCAAGCGGAAGCUUUCGUUUGACUGUGGAAAUUAAUUACGUGUCCCAUGAUGACACUGCCAAGUGGAAGCAUGUAAAUAUUAAAAACAAGAGGACCUAACAUAGAUCCUUGAGAGACACCACAUGUGAUGUGCUUGUAUCCAUACUUAGCAAGAAUAUUGUGUCUGAGUGAUAGGAAGUGAACCACUUGUGAACAGUACCAGCAGGUGUUUGAGUCUAUUUCAAAGAAUGAGGUGAUCUACUGGAUCAAAGGCGGGACUAAGAUCCAGUAGAACCAAGACUGACACUUUUUGAGGAUCAACACCCAACCUGAGAUAAUUUACUAUCUUUGUAAGUGCUGACUCUACUGUGGUUCACCUUAUAUACAGACUGGAAAGUCUCUAAAAUAUUACAUUUAUUUAAACAUUAUAUCGCUGUUUAAACACCAGUUUUUCCUCAAAUUUGACCUUAAACUGACCUUGAUACUGUUCUAUAACAGCAGUUUAUAAUAGUCUCAUCAAAUAUUGUAAAAAAUGGGUGUCAUGUGAUGUAAAAGACAUGUGAUUCCAAUUAUUAGCAGUGAAGGAGGCCGAUGAAUUAUAUUUGAAGCUGAUGUUUUUUAGUAAAACUUAACAUAUUAAAUAUUAUAGCAGACUUCAACACUUAACUAGAAUCUAUUCUAAAGACAUAUACAAAUUUGAAAAAAUAAAUAUCUCCAUGAAGUUUUGUAUCUUUGAAAUAAUUUGUAUCCAUUCCACACAGACAACUAAAUGUUUUUUAUCCCUAAAUAACGUCAACUGUGAUGGGUGAAAAUACUCUAAUACACAAGUGUUGAUAGUUGAUAUUGACAGAUGGCAACAUUGGCUAGUGGGCAGCCUGGGACGGAGUCAGCUAUCUGUUCCUGUCUGUGGCCGUGCUGCCCACCUCCAAAUCUGGCGGCCGAAGGCUUGAGGCCACUGUGGUGUGUGUGGAUGUUGAAAUGGUCUUUUGGUUUGUUUCCGUGAUGCAAUCGUAUGUGCAACAUUUAUAUUAUUUAUUGCUCAUUUUUGGGUUUGACUUUUGUAGCUGUAUGUAGAAACGGCGCUGCUGAAAUGGUAGCUGGUUGCAUCAGCUCUGUGCUCUCAAUGUAUUUUAUGUAUUGGGUUUUUUACACCUUAUUUUUGUGGACUUUUUGUAUUAGCACAGCAACCACAUAAUUUGCCUACAUCUCCCUAAUAUUGCUCAAAUAUGUCCCAUUUUGCCAACCAAUAACGCCAAGAUCAUUAU